This is a messenger RNA of Salvia splendens (bonfire salvia), 1598 nucleotides long. RefSeq lists its product as uncharacterized. The record is from RefSeq and is a predicted model, not a curated record. The coding region runs from base 218 to 1441 and encodes 407 amino acids. Lineage: Eukaryota; Viridiplantae; Streptophyta; Magnoliopsida; Lamiales; Lamiaceae. The transcript has 3 exons.
AAAUUAUAUGCCCAUUUCUGGCCCAUAUUAAGUGAAAUUCUAUGGUUUGAGAUUAUAUAUCAAUGACUCACUCCACUACUGCAUUGGACAUGUGAUUGUGAUGAUAUAUAUUUCUCUCUAUAUCACUCAAAUUUAAGCUCAACUCUCCAAUUAAACACUUGUGCUUUGCUUCACCUUUUUCAAUUUAAUAGGAGUAUCAAAUAGCCUAAUUGUUGCCAUGGAUGACCGAUUGAUCAAACCAAUUAGGGCGCCGCUGCUGCUGAAGGACCGUCUGCUCGAAGACAUGAGCUCAUGCUCAUCCAACGGCUUCAAAUCAUUCCCUCGCCGCCAAUGCUGCACCACCGUCAGAUUCCGCCGCCGCCAGAAAGCUCGCGCCGACUUCGUCAAACCACCGGCGAAUCCAGCUCUCUCGGCUCUCCAGAGCGUGAUCACCGCCGUGAAACGCCUCCAUUUUGGCGCCGCGGAGAAGAUGAAGAAGAACGAUCUCAGCAGCUCGUUUUUUCUGUUCUGGAGGAGGAAGCCGGAGAGGAAGGAGAUCGGACGGUGGAAAUCGUUUGAGCAGCUGAUGAAGGAGGACGAAUGGCAGCCGGCGGAGGAUGGUAAAAUUAGUUGCAGCACCGAUUUCACUGCGUCGGAAGGCGGUAAUUCCUCUUCAAAUUUACCGCUACCCCUCAAAAACGACGUCGUUAUGACGCCUGAUCAUGGACUACAGAUCACGAACGACGAAGAAGCCGAUUCAACUACGUGCAGCGGCGGAGGCUCAGAUAACAACUCUUCUACCCAAACAAAGAAGCAAUGGACAAGUGAUCAAGAGAAGGAGCAGUUCAGUCCUGUGUCAGUGCUGGACUGUCCAUUUGAUGAGGAAGAUGAAGUUUCUUCACCUUUCCAGCAUAGGCUCGCUCUUAUGGAAGGAACUAGGAAGAAACUCCUGAAGAAGAUUCAAAGGUUCGAGUGCCUGGCGAAGCUCGAGCCCCUAAAUCUAACUAGACGAUUUGAAUCACAACUGGAAUCAGAUAAUGAGUUCCUAGACGAAGAAGAAGUAGGAGAAGAAGAAAGCGAUGAUGAAAAAGAAGACGACGAGGAGGCACUUGAAUUGCUUGAUCAAGUGAAUACAAUCAUGCCAUCUUAUGGCCUAAAAUUCAAGGCAGAUAAGUUGAUGUUAGAUUUCUUCAGAGAAAGGAUAUCGAAUGAUCAAGACUGGAGACUUCUUGAAAAGCAACGAGGCGAAUCCUUAUCUCAUAACGCGUUAGUAGAGAUUGCUCGAGGCUGGAUGGACGGGCAUGACCCCCUCGGGUUGUUCAUGGAGAAGAACAGGAAAGCUUAUGUUGAAGACAUGGAAAAUGGUGGAGAAUGGAAGAGAUUGGAUCAAGAAUAUAAGGAGGUGGGAAUUGAGGUGUGUGAUGCCCUGUUGAAUGAGGUGUUGCUAGAGAUCAUGAAUUAGGAAAAGAUACCAAGGUAGAAAUGAAAUAAACAUAAUUCAGUUAGAUAUGAAAUGAUGUGGUUUCUUGUCAAAUGUUCGUUUGUAGGAGGAAAUAUGAUGAGUUUGAUAGUUUGUAUUUACUAUAUUUUCUCAAAUUUAAUUUUUUUUCCUUAGGCCA